Messenger RNA from Mustela lutreola (European mink), 4036 nucleotides. RefSeq names its product arachidonate 12-lipoxygenase, 12R type (gene ALOX12B). Gene Ontology annotation, molecular function: iron ion binding; arachidonate 12(S)-lipoxygenase activity; protein binding. Gene Ontology annotation, cellular component: perinuclear region of cytoplasm. Lineage: Eukaryota; Metazoa; Chordata; Mammalia; Carnivora; Mustelidae. The transcript has 15 exons. Gene Ontology annotation, biological process: lipid oxidation; linoleic acid metabolic process. Bases 94 to 2193 code for a protein of 699 amino acids. The record is from RefSeq and is a predicted model, not a curated record.
GGCUUCCCCUGCCUGGCCUGCCUGGGCUCCCCCUGUGCGGCCCCCCUCAGAGUCUGCACUUGAGCCCUCCCUCCUGCUUCUUCAAAAGCAGCCAUGGCUGCCUACAAAGUCAAGGUGGCCACGGGUACCGACCUCUUGUCGGGAACGAUGGACUCCAUCUCGCUGACCAUUGUGGGGACCCAAGGAGAGAGCCACAAGCAGCUGCUGAACCAUUUCGGGAGAGACUUUGCGACUGGGGCGGUGGACGAGUACACCGUCCGCUGCGAGCAGGACCUGGGGGAGCUCAUCAUUAUCCGCCUGCACAAGGAGCGCUACUCCUUCCUCCCCAAGAACUCCUGGUAUUGCAACUACGUGCAGAUCAGAGCCCCAGAUGGCCGCAUCUACCAUUUCCCCGCCUACCAGUGGAUGGACGGCUAUGAGACCCUGGCCCUCAGGGAGGCAACAGGAAAGACAAGAGCAGAGGACACGCUCCCGAUCCUUCUGGAGCAUCGACAGGAGGAGAUCAGAGCCAAGCAGGACUUCUACCACUGGAGGGUCUUCGUUCCAGGCCUGCCCAACUACGUGCAUAUCCCCAGUUACCGCCCUCCUGUCCGGAGAAACCCCAACAGGCCUGAGUGGAAUGGUUAUAUCCCCGGCUUCCCGAUUCUCAUCAACAUUAAGGCCACCAAGUUCCUGAACUCAAACCUCCGCUUCUCCUUCGUCAAGACGGCCUCCUUCUUCUUUCGCCUGGGGCCCAUGGCUCUGGGCUUCAAACUCCGUGGCCUGGUGGACUGCAAGCAAUCGUGGAAGAGGUUGAAGGACAUCAAGAAAAUCUUCCCCGCCAACAAAUCUUUCAUCUCCGAGUACGUGGCCGCGCACUGGACAGAGGACAGCUUCUUCGGGUAUCAGUACCUCAACGGCAUCAACCCAGGCCUGCUCCGCCGCUGCACGCAGAUCCCGGACAAGUUCCCCGUCACAGAUGACAUGGUGGCCCCGUUCCUGGGCGAGGGAACGUGCCUGCAAGCGGAGUUGGAGAAGGGGAACAUUUACCUGGCAGACUACCGCAUCUUGGAAGGCAUCCCCACCAUUGAGCUCAACGGAAGGAAGCAGCAUCACUGCGCGCCCCUCUGCCUGCUGCACUUCGGCUCGGAGGGGAACAUGAUGCCCAUCGCCAUCCAGCUCAGUCAGACCCCUGGACCCGACUGUCCCAUCUUCCUGCCCAGUGACUCUGAGUGGGACUGGUUGCUGGCCAAGACAUGGGUGCGCUACGCGGAGUUCUACUGCCACGAGGCCAUCUCCCACCUGCUGGAGACGCACCUCAUUGCAGAGGCCUUCUGCCUGGCCAUGAUAAGGCAGCUACCCAUGUGCCACCCCCUCUACAAGCUGCUGGUCCCCCACACCCGGUACACCAUCCAGAUCAACAGCAUCGGGCGGGCCCUCCUCCUCAAUGAGGGAGGGCUGUCUGCCAGGGGCAUGUCUCUGGGCCUGGAAGGCUUUGCUGAGGUCAUGGUGCGAGCUCUGUCAGAGACAACCUAUGACAGCCUCUACCUCCCCAAUGACUUCGUGGAGCGUGGGGUCCAGGACCUGCCGGGGUAUUACUACCGUGAUGACUCCCUGGCCGUGUGGGACGCACUGGAGAGGUACGUGACAGAGAUCAUCACCUACUAUUACCCGUGUGACGCGGCUGUGGCGGGUGACCCGGAAUUGCAGUCUUGGGUGCAGGAGAUAUUUAAGGAGUGCCUCCUAGGGCGUGAGAGCUCAGGCUUCCCUCAGUGCCUGCGCACGGUGCCGGAGCUGAUCAGAUACGUCACCAUAGUCAUCUACACCUGCUCGGCCAAGCACGCCGCUGUCAACACAGGGCAGCUGGAGUACACAGCCUGGAUGCCCAACUUCCCAUCGUCCAUGAGGAACCCACCGAUGCAGGCCAAGGGGCUAACCACUCUGGAGACCUUCAUGGACACGUUGCCGGAUGUGAAAACCACGUGCAUCACCCUGUUGGUGCUCUGGACACUCAGCCGGGAGCCCGACGACAAGCGGCCUCUGGGCCACUUCCCCGACAUCCACUUCGUGGAGGAGGCCCCGCGGAGGAGCAUGGAGACCCUGCGGCGCCGCCUGGCCCAGAUCUCGCACAAUAUCCGUCAGCGCAACAAGGGGCUCCCCAUCCCCUACUACUACCUGGACCCGGUGCUGAUAGAGAACAGCAUUUCCAUCUAGGACCACUCCCCUGCCUCGCCCCUCCUGCCUGCGCCUGUUUUCAGAAAAACAAAACGAAACAACCUUGGCACAGCGCUGAGUCUAUCCAUGCGCCGGGCCAUUUACCUGGGGCGAAUGGAGGGGUGCGGGCUGGGACGAUGGCGUUCACCACUGCCGGGUCCAGGUAGGCUCAGGGCCCCAGUGCCAGGCCCUGGUCUGCCCCGACGUCCUGUGAGAUCCAAGCCAGGAGGCCAGAAGGCAGGGAUACCCCUACCCCUGGCUCUGCCCUGAAGUUCUGGGAGAUGGCAAGGUGCUCCUGGGGAUGGCAGGAAAGAAGGCUGGGACCCUGCACCCUGCCACCCUGCGCCCUGUCUUUCAACCCCAAGUGAUUCUGGUUUAUCUUAAGUGCCCCUGCCUUGGGGCCCAGACCUUCCAGGACCCCAGCCCAACAGAAAAUCUACCCAUGGACCAGUAUCACCUGAGCCCUGCCCAUCUAGGCAGCCAGACCACCCAAGACCAGUCCAACUUGAAACAUAAACUACCCAUCUACCCAGGCAAAAGACCACCCUGAGCCCAGCCUACCAGGAACCUAGACCACUCAAGCCAUGCUCACUUUGAAACCCAGCCAGCCCUAAGCUACUACGAACCCAUAAUAUCCUAAUAGGAACCUGUAACACCCUACACCACAGCCCAUCACCUACCAAAACCUACAUCCCUCCAGGCUCGGCCCACACAGGAGCCCAGCCUGCUAAGUGCACCCUCCAAGUAACCCGUCCCCAGGAUCCCUUCCUCACCCCUACCCACUCUUCUGGAACCCGAGAAUCACCCUCUUUUGGCACCCACUGGGCCUUACUUAUGGUUUCAUCACUGACUCCCUGGAGCUGCACAAGGGCUUUGCAGGUGAACUUGACCUCAGGGAGUGAGUCCACUGGGUCUGUCUGGCCUUUUGCAGUAGGUGGUGGUAGGAGGGGCAAGGUUGGGGGCACCUGCAUGGUGGUGGAAAUAUUGGGCAUCCCGGCACUGAAUUCAAGGUGACCUCCCCUCCAAACUCCGUAAGCCCAGAGUUGCCAGUGCUCCCGUUAGCUCCUUUCCUCUGGUGACCCUGCUUAUCCCCCCAGAUUUGGUGCUGGCUCUCCUGGCCACUGUCGGCGGCAGCAUGUUGGGCUGAGCAGUCGACGAUGACUGUGGGGAGACAUUCAGUGAGCUCCCCAGGGCAGCAGGGACCCAUACAUGGGGGUGGGGUGGAGAGAACAGAGCUGAAACCCAAGGGGGUUAGAGUCUAAACCUGGGGGUCUAGAGGGCAGGACACGGGUGUGGCCACCUCACCCGAGCUCACACAGCUUAGAAAACCUUGCUGUAAGACUGCCCCGACCUGUUGGACACAAAGCUGGGGAUCCAAGAGGACAUGGUGACUAACAGCUGGGACCCUAAGGCGGAAGAGGCCACUGAGACCAGCUGCCCAAAGGGGACUCUGAAGCCAGAGAGAGAAAAUGGCCAAACAGGCAUUGCAUGAACCGCUGAGCUGACCUGCAGACCUGGAGGUCUUCGUUUCCCCCCAGGGGUUCAAACCUAGGGUCUAGAGCUGCAGGUGGUUCGCAGAUGUGCUUUGAUUGACUGCCAAGGUUUCCUAUUUGUUCCUUUUUUGAGUUGCAUUAGUGGCCAGCACUUACAUAUUAGACAAUGUCAGGUUUCUCUUGAAAAAUCUGAAGGUCUAGGGCGCCUGGGUGUCUCAGUGGGUUAAAGCCUCUGCCUUCGGCUCGGGUCAUGAUCCCAGGGUCCUGGGAUCAAGCCCCACAUCAGGCUCUCUGCUCAGCGGGGAGCCUGCUUCCCCAACUCUCUCUCUGCCUGCCUCUCUGCCUACUCA